Bicyclus anynana (squinting bush brown) is the source of this 1791-nucleotide messenger RNA. Its product is annotated as myrosinase 1. The record is from RefSeq and is a predicted model, not a curated record. Gene Ontology annotation, molecular function: beta-glucosidase activity. Gene Ontology annotation, biological process: carbohydrate metabolic process. Bases 106 to 1602 code for a protein of 498 amino acids. Lineage: Eukaryota; Metazoa; Arthropoda; Insecta; Lepidoptera; Nymphalidae. The transcript is spliced from 9 exons.
AACGAUUACUAUUAUUUUCCUUAUUAUUAUUAUUGUACAGAUAACAUUAUUAUUGUUAGAGAGUCAAAGGGCUAUCAGUCGGCGCGGGGACGGCGUGCGAGCGAGAUGAGCUGGACACUAAUAACCUCGCUCGUGGUUAUCACCUUGGGGUGUGCCGACGCGUAUAAUAUCGAGUCGCCGAACACACUGUGCUUUCCCGAGCACUUCUCGUUCGGGGUGGCUACAGCUGCCUACCAGAUAGAGGGAGCGUGGAAUGUAUCAGGAAAAGGCGAAAGUAUUUGGGACCGUUACACGCACGACAAGCCGGAGCGGAUCUUCAGCCGGCAGAACGGUGACGUCACCACUGACUCCUACCACCUGUACAAGGACGACGUCAGCAUGCUGGUGCAGCUCGGAGUGCAACACUACCGCUUCUCCAUCUCCUGGCCGAGGAUCCUGCCAUCUGGAUUAAGCAACGAAGUCAACGAAGACGGCAUCAGAUACUACCUGGAACUGCUGACGGAGCUGAACAAUCAUGGCAUCACCCCCAUCGUCACCAUGUACCACUGGGACCUGCCGCAAGCCCUGCAGGACCUGGGGGGGUGGACCAACCCCACCAUCGCUGACUACUUCGUGGAUUACGCACGAGUGUUAUUCGACAACUUCGGCAGCAGAGCGAAGACUUGGCUGACGUUUAACGAGCCGAUGUCCUUCUGUCACGACGGGUACGGAGGCAACGACGCGCCGGGCGCGCGCUCCAGCGGGUUCGAAGACUACAUGUGUGCACACCACGUGCUGCGCGCGCACGGCAUGGUCUACCGCAUGUACCGCGACGAGUACGCUGACAAAAUAGACUACGUCGGUAUAACGCUGGAUUUCUCGUGGCUCGAACCGGCCACCACGUCAGAGGAUGAUCAAAAAGCUGCAGAAAUUGCGAGGCAAUUUUACAUGGGAUGGUAUGCGCACCCUAUAUUCUCAAAAACAGGUGACUAUCCUCCAAUAAUGCGUGAAAGAGUGGACGCUAUAUCAAAACUUCAGCACUUUCCCCGCUCAAGAUUGCCAAGAUUCACACCAGAAGAGGUCAAAAUGAUACGAGGUUCUGCAGACUUCCUGGGCCUGAACCAUUACACAACAUACCUGAUAUCGAAGAACAAGGGGAAGAUAUCUCUGCUGCCGUCCUUUGAAGAGGAUAUGGGCGGGAUCAUCUCGCAGAAGAAAGAGUGGCCAAAGUCCAACUCCACUUGGUUAAAAGUGGUCCCCUGGGGCUUUAGAAAAUCCCUCAAUUGGGUCAGGCUGGAGUACGACAACCCCAAAGUGUUUAUAACUGAGAACGGGAUGUCGUUGGAGAGGGGGCUGAAGGACAGUCGGCGCAUCAACUACUUGGACGGGUACCUCAAGUCGUUGUUGAUGGCGAUGGCUAAAGACAAGUGUCGAGUGUACGGAUACACGUAUUGGAGUUUGUUAGACAACUUUGAAUGGACCAGAGGAUUUUCAGAGCGUUUUGGUCUCUACGACGUGGACUACGAGUCUCCGAACAAGACCCGCACGCCGAGGUCCUCUGCGCACUACUUCAAGGAACUGGCACAAACCCGCUGCAUACCUGCAUGGAAUUAUACGACCUAGUUCUAUGAACAUAAGGCUUAAUCUCCUGUAUGACUGGUCGCUUUUCAAGGUGUAGAACUAGAAGAAUAAUGUUAGAAUCUUUAAAAGAAAAAGAUCUACUUUGAGGGGAAAUUGUAGAAUAAUUAUUAUUAAUAAAACUAUUAGUUAAAAUAUGUUCUCAUAAAAUAAGUAAAUACAAUACCAAAGAUA